CCAACAUUGUCCCAAGUGUUUCGGCAAACCGUUGAAAAUGACCCGCCGUAGUUUCAAUCAAUUCGACAGGCUACCGAGUCCCACCAGGGAGGCCCUGUCUCCUCCGCCGGGGCUCCUCCCGACCGCGCUACAGCUCCACCCGCCUUCAAACCCCGGCGCGCAACGAACGCUCAGGAGAUUACAGUCGGCUCAUAGCUUGGGAGCAAAGGCCGCUGCCCAGACGUCGCUCAUUUCGCAGCAGCAGCAGAGACUCCAGCUCCAUCAACACCACUUCCAAUAUUUGGACCAGCACCUUCAGCCGCACCCUCCUGCUGCUCCCGCUCCCGCUCCCGCUCUCGCUCCCGCUCCUGCUCCAGCCCCGAAUCUCGCUCCCGUGAGAAGAUAUGCGAGCAUCACCCGCUCGCCACAGAGAGCACGCUCCAACAGCGACGCAGCCCCAAUUCCCAACGCCGCCCAGAUCAACAGGGCAGCCAUGACGGCAGCCACAGCAACACGACGCUCCGCUCUGAGCAAGCGGUCCCUCGCCGCCGACGCCAUGUCCCUCGACCGGCUGCUGCGGGAGGGACCUCCGGAUGGCGACGUCGAAGGGGCCCUUGAGAGCGCGCGGCUCAAGAUCCUCGACCAGGGCAUCAAGUCCGACAGCGACGGCAUGUCCUCACUCCGCAUCUACGUCUGGCUCAUCCUCCUCAACGCGCCCAUGCUCGAGACCGACGCCUACCUUGCCCUCAUCCACCGCGGCGCCUCCCCGGCCUACUCCAAGAUCCGUAACGACACCUUCCGCACCCUGUCCACCGACCCCCUCUUCCGACGCCGCGUGAGCGAGGCGAGCUUGAUACGCUUGCUCAAUGCCUUCGCCUGGACGCUCCACGACGCCCGCGAGGUGCGCACCCGGGACCCGAGCGUAGCUAGCAGCACGCGACGCUCGCUGGACCAAUCGAGCAGCCGGCCCGGCACGGGCUACGGGAGCGACUACGGAAGUCCGGCUUCCUCGCCCGCGGCCAAGCGAGCACGCGCCCUGACGCUGACGACCGAGGGCUCCGUCGCCAGCGUGACGGCCGAGCCCGGCACGUACGUCCAGGGCAUGAACGUGCUGGCAGCGCCCUUCCUGUACGCCGCCCGCAGCGAGGCCGAGGCGUUCGUCGCCUUCCACCAGCUGCUGACCAAAGAAUGCCCCGGCUACAUCCGCGGCGCCAUGGACGGGGUGCACAAGGGCCUGGCCCUGGUCGACAAGGUGCUGGCCAUCGUCGAUCCCAAGCUCAGCCAGCACCUGCUUUCCAAGAACCUGUCCGCCGAGAUAUACGCCUUCCCGUCUGUCCUGACCCUCUGCGCUUGCACGCCUCCCUUGCCCGAGGUCUUGCGCCUCUGGGAUUUCCUCUUCGCCUAUGGACCUCACCUCAACAUCCUCUGCAUCGUAGCACAGCUGAUCAUGAUCCGCAGCAAGAUCAUGGAGUCGCCCAGGUACGUGAAUCCACCCGUAACUUUUUUUCUAUGUUGAAUUUCUCGUCG
Messenger RNA from Thermothelomyces thermophilus ATCC 42464, 1506 nucleotides. RefSeq lists its product as uncharacterized. The transcript has 2 exons. Gene Ontology annotation, cellular component: mitotic spindle pole body. Gene Ontology annotation, biological process: activation of GTPase activity; negative regulation of septation initiation signaling. The coding region runs from base 473 to 1495 and encodes 340 amino acids. The record is from RefSeq and is a predicted model, not a curated record. Gene Ontology annotation, molecular function: GTPase activator activity. Lineage: Eukaryota; Fungi; Ascomycota; Sordariomycetes; Sordariales; Chaetomiaceae.